Messenger RNA from Triplophysa rosa, 3218 nucleotides. RefSeq names its product myozenin 2b (gene myoz2b). NCBI's taxonomy places the organism in Eukaryota, Metazoa, Chordata, Actinopteri, Cypriniformes, Nemacheilidae. Gene Ontology annotation, molecular function: telethonin binding; FATZ binding; actin binding. Gene Ontology annotation, cellular component: Z disc; actin cytoskeleton. The record is from RefSeq and is a predicted model, not a curated record. Bases 163 to 927 code for a protein of 254 amino acids. The transcript is spliced from 6 exons.
GCUGGCGUUCCACUAAACCCUCACACACCCCAGAACAAGUCAAGAGCAGAGUGGAAGACAAAGACAAAUCAGGCCAGAUCAAACUACCUUUUAGAACACACAGGUAGAAUCCAAGACACACAGAGCUCCAACAGCAAGACUGGGAUUUUAAUUUAAAGUACAAUGUCACAAUUCAGCACCCUUUCAACGCGUGAGAGGAAGAUGCAGGCCGCCGCACUUUGCCACGAGGUGCAGGGCGGAUCCAACGGUUUUACUAUGGAUCUCGGAAAGAAACUUUCCACUCCCAAAGACAUUAUGCUGGAGGAGCUCUCUCUCAUGUCGAACCGAGGAUCACGUCUUUUCAAGAUGCGACAAAGGAGAUCGGAGAAAUACACGUUUGAAAGUAUUCAGAAUGAGGCCAAUACUAUGUUUAAUAAUGAAAAUCAGGGUAAUGCUGAAAAUGCAGGAAUUCCAUCAAAAACACCACCAAACACACCAGAUCCCAGAAAUGCAGCAAAUCCUGAGGACAUUGCACCUGGAUAUGGAGGCCCCUUGACAAACAUUCCUCCAGAGAGAUUCAAUGCCACAGCCAUGCCCAAAUCUUACCACUCCCCCUGGGAAGAGGCUAUCAUCAAUGACCCCACACUGGCCGACACUUUCAAACUUCAAAUGCCUGUGCUUGAGCCUAAACAUGAGCGUCCUGACUACAAAAGCUUUAAUAGGGUGGCUACACCAUUUGGUGGUUUUGAUAAAGCCCCGCGAGGAAUAACUUUUAAGCUUCCAGAGGUGGACUUGAAUGCCCCGAGAUAUCCAGAGCUCCAGGAUCAUACAGCCAAGCGGCCUACUUUCAACAGGACCGCCCAGGGGUGGAUCUCUGAAGGCCUGCCUGUCAUUUUACCUACUCUCUCUCUAGAGCCUUUUGAGAUUCCAGAGUCUGAAGACCUGUAACAUAUUCAACCCUUUCAUGUCCCCUAAACCAACCUUCCUGACUGCAAUAGGAAUUUAGAUGUCAUUCAGAGCUUCUGAUUUUAGACCAGCUUUGUAAAAAGUAUUUAGAACUGAAUUUAGGACUGCUGGUCUUUGAACAGCUUUUUUACAUAUCAUUUUAGAGUGUUCGAGUUUUGUUUAAUAAAAUCACAAUGUAAUGUCUAGACAAUUGAGUACCGCAGAGAUGACGUAUUUUUGUAUGCAGACCCCAGAAGCAAGUUUAAAGGUGUCCUGAAUUGGCCGUUUUUAUUAUUUUAUACUGUUGUCUAUGGGGUCUACUUAUGGCGUUCGCGUGGUUUUUACUUUCUAAAACAUCAAAAUAAAUUUUUUGGCCUUGGGUUUUAUCGGGUUUUUAUGGGCUUUUGCACAUAUGACACGGGGCUAGCCGCUCUCCAGGGUUGCCAGAUCUUCACAGACAAAAUAAGAAAAUAAAGACAAGACAAAAACAAACCUUAAAAUGCAAAUUGUUUAUAUAUUUUAUAGACCAAAAAUUCUUAAAAUAUGCAACAGACCAUUUAUUAAGACCUAAGUGCCGAGGCUUUUUGAUCUAAGACCAUACAACAUGCAUUAAAACUCUUUAUUAAUAAAAAACAUGGCAACACAGCAAAAGAGCGCUGUGUGAUGUAGUCUUCCGAGCAUAAACACAACACAGCGCAUAUCAGCAGUUUAGUUUAAACUGACGGACAAAACGAAUAUUUAGCCAAUAUGUCGCUAUGGGUACCAGUUUGUCAAUCAUCACAAAUGCGGGAGUGUGUAUGUGUGGCUAAAGCAAGGGGCAAUCUUCCGGUCUCUCUCGUCUCGUGAAACCAAUACGGAAGUGACUAAAACUGCAAUUCAUCGACUGGCCGCUAGAGGCUGUGUCAAAAACAGAGCAGAAUCUCAUUGAGCCCCAUGUUAAAAUGGCCAACUUUACAGCACAAAAAAACAUGUUUAAAGCCUGGUACAAAAAAUUAUUUUGGUCUAUAGGCCUAUAGGUAAUUUUACCCUUCAUGACAACUGUGAGGAGGAUGAUUUUUUUAUAACUCACCCGUUUAACUUAUAUUAAGCCUUAAAAUUCUGCAGAAUAGUUGCGUGGCCACUUGAGUGACAAGUAGAUUCAGCCAACCGGGCGCCUCAGCUCCAACCACGUCCCGCCUCUUUGCCCAUUUACGAUUAUCCGGGAGUGACGCGCAAUGACGUGAGGCCAAGAUGGCGACGACCGGCUCCUCCUACUUUAGGCUUCAUUUUUACUCUUCACAAACCUACGGGUGACGUCACGGACACUACGUCCAUAUUUUACACAGUCUAUGGGCUAAAGUCAUUUUCGAACCAGUGGGCGGGGCUAGAGAAGUAGUCGUUGAUAUUUUUCUGUGGAGGCGGUGUUCAACAUAUCUAGAUAGGGCACCAGUUAUAACCCGCUUGUGAUUUUUUAAACCUUUAUUGUGUCUUUAAAAUGGCGGUUGCUAACAAGUUGCUAAAAACGACUAUUGGUGGAUAGAUUAAUUAGAUGUAAUCGCGCAUAUAAAUCUCACAAAUAAUGUCUAAAAUUAUUGUUGGGGAUUCAUUCACGGAGUAAUUACUGGAAACACGUUUUUAAUAAAGUUUGAGAAAGUUGUACGAGGAUUGGUGGUGGUGACGUUGAUAUCGAGCGACCAUAGUGUAGUCUGGUUAUAGCCUCGUGUUUUUUUACUUCUGCCGAUUGUAUUUAGGCCUCAAAAAUAGCAAAUAUUGUUAACCUACAAAAAUACGUCAUCUCUGAGCCACUCCAUACGGGCUGCAUGGAGAAUAAUACAUUGUUGAUUAGCAUCAAAAGCAAAAAAAUUGCUUUUCAACAGUGUACCUCUAUCAGCACAAAAUGCAUUUUGUCAGACUUGUAUUAAAAACCAUAAGCAUCAUCAUUGUUUAAAGCAGACAGUGAAUUUUACUAACACACUGUGAAAUUUAAUCAGUACAGUGGGGCAUAAUAAGUCCUAAAGGUUUUUGUGUAUUAAGUAUUCAUACCAAUAUAGUGUAAAAUUAAAAUCAGUACAUUUUAAAACAGUGAAAAGAUUUCCUGUCAGUAAAUUUUAAAAUCAAAUUGAUCAGGGAUGGAGCAACAGUGGAAACAACCAUGUAAAUAUAUUUUGUGUUAGUGCCUAAAAAUUGUUAUUUCAGAUUUUUGGUGAAAUGUAUUUCUGUCUUGGGGUGAUGUUUAACAUGAUAGUUACACUUUGCUUGUAUUGUAGUUCUAAACAGUGAUGUACAGGACCUGUACAAAUAAAAUUCAUAUUUAU